Felis catus (domestic cat) is the source of this 4302-nucleotide messenger RNA. RefSeq names its product toll like receptor 1 (gene TLR1). The record is from RefSeq and is a predicted model, not a curated record. Gene Ontology annotation, cellular component: Toll-like receptor 1-Toll-like receptor 2 protein complex; membrane. Gene Ontology annotation, biological process: toll-like receptor signaling pathway; cellular response to triacyl bacterial lipopeptide; inflammatory response. Lineage: Eukaryota; Metazoa; Chordata; Mammalia; Carnivora; Felidae. Gene Ontology annotation, molecular function: Toll-like receptor 2 binding; transmembrane signaling receptor activity; lipopeptide binding. The coding region runs from base 340 to 2709 and encodes 789 amino acids. The transcript has 3 exons.
CCCCUGGAAGUCAAACUAUGAAGCACUUUAUAAUCUGUAAACUAAGCAGGUGGAGAGACUUGUGUCGUUCUUGAAGAGUGAGGUUUGCCAAGUUGGGCAGAGCUCAGUGUAAUGGCUCCAUUUUCCACUAGAAGGCACUGCGUAGCUUACUGGGAUGGAUUGUUGUGGCACUUGUAGAGACACAUCAAGUAAGAAGUUAUGGGACUGAGGUCAAAGAGGUUGUUGCCUGUUUUCUCCUCUAGGAUUUGGAUGGCUUCCUGUCUUACGUUUAGGAUUUGUACCUGUAUCAAGAUGCUCUAAAGGAUAACAACUAUUCUUAGGAAUGUCUAAUAUUACAAAAUGAUGAAAACUAAUUCUAGCAUCUUCCAUUUUGCCAUCAUCUUCAUGUUAAUACUUGAGACCAAAAUCCAACUGACUGAUGAAAGUGAAUUUUUGGUUGACAGAUCAGAAUCAAGUCUCUUUCAUGUUCCCAAAAACCUAUCCCUGAAAACAACAGUCUUAAAUAUAUCACAAAACUAUAUAUCUGAGCUUCGGACUUCUGACAUCGUCUCACUAUCAAAGCUAAGGAUUUUGAUAGUUUCUCAUAACAGAAUUCAAUAUCUUGAUAUUAGUGUUUUCAAAUUCAACCAGGAAUUGGAAUAUUUGGAUUUGUCCCACAAUGAAUUGUGGAAGAUUUCUUGCCAUCCUACUGUGAAUCUCAAGCAUUUAGACCUCUCAUUUAAUGCAUUUGUUGGCCUACCCAUAUGCAAAGAGUUUGGCAAUAUGUCUCAACUAGAAUUUCUGGGGUUGAGUGCCACACAAUUACAAAAAUCUAGUGUGCUACCAAUUGCUUCUUUGCAUAUAAGUAAGGUUUUACUGGUCUUAGGAGACACUUAUGGGGAAAAAGAAGACCCUGAGAGCCUUCAAAACUUUAAUAUAGAAAGUCUACACAUUAUUUUCCCCACAAGAAAAGAAUUCAGUUUUAUUUUGGAUGUAUCAGUCAGCACAGCAGUAAGCCUGGAACUUUCCAAUAUCAAAUGUGUGCUAGAUGAUAAUGGAUGUUCUUAUUUCCAAAAUGUUCUGUUAAAACUUCAGAACAACUCAAGGUUAUCAAAUCUUACUUUAAACAACAUUGAAACAACUUGGAAUUUUUUCAUUAUGAUCAUCCAGUUGGUUUGGCAUACAAGCAUAAAGUAUUUCUCAAUUUCAAAUGUAAAACUACAAGGUCACCUUGACUUCAGAGAUUUUGAUUAUUCGAACACUUCACUGAAGGCCUUCUCUAUACACCAAGUGGUCACUGAUGUGUUCAGUUUUCCACAAAGUUAUAUCUAUAAAAUCUUUUCAAAUAUGAACGUCCAAAAUUUCACAGUGUCUGGUACACAUAUGGUCCACAUGGUUUGUCCAUCCCAAAUUAGCACAUUUUUAUAUUUGGAUUUUUCUAAUAAUCUCUUAACAGACAUGGUUUUCAAAAACUGUGGAAACUUGGCUAAAUUAGAGACACUUAGUUUACAAAUGAAUCAAUUAAAAGAACUUGCAAGUAUAGUUUAUAUGACCAAAGAGAUGAAGUCUCUACAACAAUUGGAUGUUAGUCAGAAUUCUCUAAGGUAUGAUAAAAAUGAAGGAGAUUGCUCUUGGACUACAAGUUUAUUAAGUUUAAAUAUGUCUUCAAAUAUACUUACGGACUCUGUUUUCAGAUGUUUACCUCCUAAGGUCAAGGUACUUGAUCUUCACAAUAACCAAAUAAGAAGCAUUCCUAAACCAAUCAUGAAACUAGAAGCUUUGCAAGAACUCAAUGUUGCCUCCAAUUCCUUAGCCCACCUUCCUGACUGUGGAGCUUUUAGCAGCCUUUCUGUACUGAUCAUUGACCAUAAUUCAAUUUCCAACCCAUCAGCUGAUUUCUUCCACAGCUGCCAGAAGAUUAGGUCCAUAAGAGCAGGAAACAAUCCAUUCCAAUGCACCUGUGAACUAAGAGAAUUUAUCCAGAAUAUAGGCCAAGUAUCAAGUGAAGUGGUAGAGGGUUGGCCUGAUUCUUAUAAGUGUGACUAUCCAGAAAGGUAUAAAGGAACCCCACUAAAGGACUUUCAUGUGUCUCAGUUAUCCUGCAACACAGCUCUGCUGCUUGUCACCAUUGGGGUCACUGUGCUGGUGUUGACUGUUACUGUGACUGCCCUCUGUAUGUACUUUGAUCUGCCCUGGUAUCUCAGGAUGGUGUGUCAGUGGACCCAGACCCGGCACAGGGCAAGGAAACUACCCUUAGAAGAACUCCAAAGAACCCUUCAGUUCCACGCUUUUAUUUCAUAUAGUGGGCAUGAUUCUGUGUGGGUGAAGAGUGAAUUAUUACCAAACCUAGAAAAAGAAGACCUAAGGAUUUGUCUCCAUGAGAGAAACUUUGUUCCUGGCAAGAGCAUUGUGGAGAAUAUCAUCAACUGCAUUGAAAAAAGUUACAAGUCCAUCUUUGUUUUGUCUCCCAACUUUGUUCAGAGUGAGUGGUGUCAUUAUGAACUCUACUUUGCCCACCACAAUCUAUUUCAUGAAGGUUUUGAUAACUUAAUUUUGAUCUUGCUGGAGCCUAUUCCACAGUAUUCCAUUCCUAGCAGCUAUCACAAGCUCAAAAAUCUCAUGGCACGAAGGACUUAUUUGGAAUGGCCCAAGGAGAAGAGCAAACAUGGACUUUUUUGGGCUAACCUAAGAGCAGCUAUUAAUGUUAAAUUGAUGGAGCGAGCAAAAUAAAUAGAUCACACAUAGAUCAAAAAAUAUAUGUGUGCUGCUUUUGGAAAAAUGUUGCUGCUUUUGGAAGUUCCAACAAUGACUUUAUUUUCAUCAACACAAAUCUAAAUGCAAUUUUGAAUGUGUGAUGCAGAUAAACACAUGUACUUUCAGGCUCCAGUUCACCAUUUACAUAUGGCAAUGAAAAUUAAUGGAAUAAUUUUAAACAGUUAAUGUCUAACACAUAACUCAUUUUUUCUUUUCUCCUUCCUUCCUUCCUUCCUUCCUUCCUUCCUUCCUUCCUUCCUUCCUUCCUCUAGCCCUGAAUUCAUUGAAUUUGUCAUGUAAUCAAGAGAAGUAGCUGUUUAAACAACUUUAGUUUCUAUAGCAGAUAUCUAUAGCUAUUGAUGCCCUUCUCAUUUCUACUCAGGUUUGCCCCUGCAUGUUGAAAGCUACUUAUUGCUAAUGCUGUAGGCUCUUUGCCUGAAGGAUUUUCUCUUGGCCAUGAUAAUCCACUUUGCUCACACAAAGGGCAAUUUAGAAAUGCUGGAUAUUUUUCUUGGAGGGAGUUCUCAACCAAUGUCAGGAGAACUGGCAGAUAAAUACCCCAAAUUUCUCACCCAUUUUGGGGAUAAAUCUGGGGUGUGCUUUAUACUAUCCCUGAGUUCCCCAGUAGAAUGGAAUUCUAAUUCUCCAUGGUAGAAAUAACUUAAUAAAUGUAUUUUUUAUGGCUUCCUUUCUACGCUUAUCUCAUAUCCUCAUUUCUUCAAGGGUGUUUCCUGAGAUCACCUCUGAAAUAAACUACUUGUAGUUGAAUAAUUGUCUCAGGGUCUGCAUUUGGAGGAACCCAAACUAAGAGUGAGUUACAUCUCAGGUCAAAUGGAAAUUCUGAGUCUGUUUUUUUUUGUGGCUGGAUAUCUUGCUGAGAUUCUAGCUGCCUAACCUAGCAUGCACGGGUGACUUUACUCCUUUGAUCAGAAGGAGGAAUACAGUCCACAUGUACUGUUUCUAUACAUAGUAUUCUUGUCUUUAGGAACUAUUAAACUAGGGCAUGAACAGAUUAGAACAUUGCAAGGAAUGGGCCAUGUUAGAUAUGUUUUCUAGCACAAUUUUAUCAUAUUUUUUUAAUAUUCAUGAAUAAUUCUCCCUGUCUAUCCUUUUAGUCUAACUGCUAGCUCUGGGCAGGUAUAGUCAGAGAGCAUCUUGUCAUAGCUGCACCAUGUAUCUCUCAGUUUAUGCCCUGUGGCUUCAUUAAUAGCACUGCACAUGAUAUUUGUAGAAGCCUGUUAAACCAUUCUGAUAGAUGCAUAAACCUGGAAGUGCCAGAGAUAUACCUUGAGGAGAUUUUUUGACCACUUAAGGAAUGGGACCUAUUAGAUAAAUAUUGCUGUCUUUUAUUCUUGGGUAAACAUAAUUAUAUUCUACACCAUUCCUCAAUGAGUUCCUGGUGGGACUGAGGCUUACUCACUCUGAGAUUUGCUUUUCUUUCUUCCUUGUUUCAUUCUUCUCACUCUCCUCACUCUUGAGCCCUGAGACUACUUCUCCAAACAAAUGACCUACACCCAAAGUUCUUAUCUCAGUCUCCAUUUUUGGAAGAAUAAACCAAAAUAACACUUA